Molecule: messenger RNA, 4593 nt
Organism: Amyelois transitella
Lineage: Eukaryota; Metazoa; Arthropoda; Insecta; Lepidoptera; Pyralidae
Product: myogenesis-regulating glycosidase
Exons: 8
Coding region: 433-3237 (934 amino acids)
Biological process (GO): carbohydrate metabolic process
Molecular function (GO): hydrolase activity, hydrolyzing O-glycosyl compounds
Source: RefSeq, a predicted model, not a curated record
AAAAGUCUAUCGAUAGACGUCAUAAGACUUUUAUCAAGCGGGCGAUAGCAAUGUGAUAAAAUGAAGGAUAGAAAAUUUGCUCAGUUAUUAUUUUUGAUCUUACUGUUUCAUGUGUAACUGAGUGUAUAAAUUACUAAUUAUUAAAGUGAAUAAACUGAAAAUUGUGCCGGUUAAAGUGUUUUUCACGUUUUCCCACAUCUAGGUCUAAUCUGUCCUUGAUUUAAAGAUAAAUGAGUCUUAUCGUGUUUAAGGUUCCAAACAGAAGCCUCAUUAUCAAUAUUUGAGGAUUUAGUUAAGAUUUGCAUUUCACGUGAUGUUUUGAAAUUGUAGCCAAAUUUUUUUUUUAAAUGUGAAAACAUGGAGUAAGGAAUAUUAAAAAGCUAUUAUUAACAAGUAAAAAAUAGGGACCCUCAUAAAUACUACAACUGCAAAAUGAGAGUACGAAAGAAACCUGACCUAAGAGUACACAUACCAUCUUACCCACACGAUUACGUAGAAAUGCCACCAGAAACUAAAAGGCUAAUUUUAGAAGCAAACCGAACGCCGAAUGAUAUCAAAUUCAUCGAUGAAGAAGACCCUGGAUCAUCACAAACCAGCUUUCAAAUUGGUUCACCUAUAUCUCCAGUCCCUAGUGUCAAAUACGCCGAUCGACCUUCAACUCCUGAAGUCACUAUAUCAGGUCCGGAAGAUAUGAAAGUGAAUAAUGAUAAAAGCCAACUGGAAGAAGCACCACAGUCCAAAGUGACAAUUGCCGAUGAUGAUAUUGAAUUCAGAAAACAUCCAAUGAGGAAAAGGUCUAUUACAGUACCUGAUGCUUUAAAAGAUUUUCAAGCUAUACGCAACAUGUAUAUUAACGCAAAAGUGAACAAAAUCCCCGAGCACCACCAGAGCGCGGGGUCCGGGUUUAGCGACGGUGACCACCCCACCGACCACAAUGAGGUGAUGUCCGACGAUGAUAGACCAAAGACCCCCCUCCGCUCCCCCCGGCGCGGCCCCAGGCGUCUGGGCAGGUCAGAGUUCAGCAUGGAUGAGGAAGACUACUCGCCCAGCAACUCUGUCACUUCCGUCAACUCCCUGGCCAGCUUGCUGAAGGAGAAACUACAGAGUAUCCCGCAGAAGAUCAGGAAAAAACCGACCGAUUACAAACUCCGGGCGUUCGUGUGCCUCAUGUUCCUCGCAGUAGCCUUCUUCAUUGGGUUCGCUUACGUCCUCUACCACAGACAAGCGCAGACCAAGGCCUACUUCGACAGCGUGCAGUUCAAUGAACCCAAGAGGUUGUUUAGGAUUAUCAAUGCUGAUGAUGUUGAGAUAUUCAAAGCUAGUUUGGCUGUCGGCAUUGAAGGCAAAGUGAAAGCAUACCCGUGCCUUCCUGAAGACAGACGCAAAGACGGCUCGGAAUGCUUGGAGUGGCUUCACACACUGAGGUUUUACCUCAAGAGUCUUCCCCAUGACCCUGGAGUUGACAACACCACAUGCUAUUCUAUUCAUUGGAAGGCUUUAAGAAAAGAUGUUUAUCCAAACGACUGCUUCGAUUGGGCCGACACAAAAGUUCACUGGUACGGAGGUGGUCAGUCCCUUAACCUGACUUGGCCCUUAGACAGCGGCUCCAUCGACUACACUCCAUUCAUUACAGGAGAUAUACAAAAAUACCAAUGGAGCAAUGUACUCACUAGAUAUCUCAUUAACACUAAGGGAGCUGCUGUAAUCAUAGAUGAUGAAACGCCUCUACAAAUGUCUGUAAAUAAAGACCAAAAAGCCAUUUGCAUCAAAGCGCAAUUCGACGAGUUCGCAUACGCAAACAGAUUGACAGAAUUCCCAGAAAUGAGAUACAAUAUCUGCACUUCAAGGGAUAUCAAAUCGCUGCAUUCCUCGAUUCACAAUCAUCGCAGAGCCCCUCUGUGGGAUGGUCUGAAACCAGCUGACAUGUCCAUUUUAGACUCGCUCAUUUCAGAACCAGUUUGGCAAAUAGCUCCGAGAUUCAAACAAGAAUUGACAUCAGACACAAUAUCGCAAUACACAGAGGACGUGAUCAAUUUAGGAUUUUUGAAACAGGGACAUGUUCUGAUUAAUGAAUUUUGGCAGAAUGAAAUUGGAGAUUUAGCCGUAGACACCAGUCGAUUUUCAACUUUGAACGAAACUAUUGAUAAAUUACAUCGAAGGGGAUUCAAAGUUGCAUUUACUGUACAACCAUUUAUAAGCACUGAGAGUGCAAAUUUCGCUGAAUGUGUACAAAAAAGAUUACUUGUAAGCGAGAGGAAUAGUGACAGAAGAAUACCUGCUCUGACGAGAUUUAAAUCCUUAGCAAGCGCUGGUGUAUUAGAUAUAACGAACAAUAGGUCAGUACCUUGGAUACUGGACAAAUUACAAACGGCUAUAGAUGAAUAUCAUAUAGAUUCAUUUUACUUUGACCUGGGUCUUGCGUAUGACAUGCCACAUUAUUACCAAUGCGAGAAAAGGUUGAUAAAUCCAGAUCAAUACAAGACACAUUUUACGAAGACUUUCGAGAAAAUUUUAAAUAUAAUCGGUGUCUCAUCGGCGAUAUCUUUACCGAGACCGCCCAUAUUUGUAUCGUUACCUCCUUUUGAGUCUUCUUGGGAAGCUUUGAGGCAAGUUAUACCGACGAUAUUAACUUAUGGCGUAAACGGAUAUCCUUUUGUAAUGCCAGGAGCCGUCGGAGGUGAUAUUUAUUGGCCUGGGAGUGAACAAUUUUUACCGUCGUCCAAAGGGUUUUUAGAUUUCAAUGCAACAAACACUACACAAGAUAAUGGCAUUGAAUUGCCUGAGGUAGAGUUGUACAUGAGAUGGCUGCAAAUGGCGACGUUUUUACCGGUGAUGAAGUUCACUCACUUACCCAGCAAGUAUAAUGAUGAUAAAGUUUUGGAGUUGGCGAAGAAUUUGACAUCUUUGAGGCAGAGAUUGGUCACCCCACUCCUUCUUAAGUACAAAAGAGAAGCAUUAGAAGAGGGUUUGCCUCUGAUCCGGCCUCUGUGGCUUGUGACCGGUGGAGACCCAGCUUUAUACGUGAAAGACGAGUUCGCUCUUGGUGACGAAAUUGUAGUAGCACCAGUACUUUAUCCCGGAGACACUACUAGAGAAGUGUAUCUACCCGCUGGACUCUGGCAGGACGGCAUUGACGGUUCUCUACGGAAAGGUAACAGGUGGAUGCACGAAUACAAAGUGCCCUUGGACAAAGUGGCUUACUUUCUGAGGAAACCAGACGACAUGAGGUUUAGAUAGGAGAAAAUAAAUUUAUAUUAUAUAAAUAAAUAAUAUAAAUUUAUUUAUAUUUUGAAUAAUCAAAAUAAAAACGAAACAAACUAAUGAACAAUUAGUGAAUUAAGAAAUCAAAUUAAAAUUAAAAAAUAAAGCCAAAUGAGAAUAGAAAAAUAAUAUUAUGUAGCGGUAAAAACAUUCCUAUCAAAUAAUUUUUGCCAUAAUUUUGUAAUAUUUAAGUGAUAAUUGCUUAUGUGAAUUAAUAAGGGAAGGAUCGUUUAAAAAACACUUGUUAAUAAGAAAAUAACAUUUGUGUUAUGUAAUAACUUCUAGUCUUUUAAAAAUCAUGAUAAAUAUUAAAGAAAAAUUGAUUUCAAUUUUAGAAUAUUUAAUUUUAGUAUUGUAGUUUCACUAAUCGAUGAUAGAAAUAAAAUGUUUUUUUUGAUAUCUAUGAUCUUAUCAAUUAGAUAUCUAACGAUAUAAAAAUUUUAUUGUGAUAAAAUAUGUAUAUUUUUAUUGAGAUUUACUAAAAAAUAUAUACGUAGAUGUUGUAAGUAACAGUCCUAAAUAAUUCUAAAUAAGAUAAUAAUACCUAAUAAAUUAGAUAAUAAUAAUCAGAAUUCUCUUAUUUCUUGAAUAAGUUAAUUAAUUAAUAAGAUUGAUUAAUGAUUAAUUUUGUUUUUUAAUUCAUAUUUGAUUAAUCGAUUUUUUAUUAAUUCAUAAUAAGUUGAUUAAUUAUCUUAUUCAACGAAUUAGGAAAUUCAGUAUUUAAAAAGAUCAAUAUCGUUUAAAUUUGAAUUCUUUGUUGUUGAAUAUAAACAUUUUUUUUAACUGUUUGUACAUUCUUAGCCAUGUUGCUGAAAUUUUAUAUACAUUUUAAUAUUGCUUAAGUGUAAAACAUUAUACACCAUAAAUCAUAUACAUAUAUGUAAAUAGGUAAACAUAUAAACUUGUUUAUCAGACUUUUACUCGAUACAUUCCAGUUAGGUACGUGUAGUAAUUGUAAGUGUAAUUUUUGGCAUAAAUAUAUAUGUAUAUUUAUUUAAAGCAUAUUAUUAGUUGAAAGUAGUAUCUAUUCUUUAGUCUACUAAGUUGUGCAAUGUAAGUGAAAUUACGUUUCAUCAUUUGAAAGUUUUUUUGUUUGUAUAUAAAAAUGCGUUCGCCUUCUUAAUUAGUUCGAUUAUGUUAUUAUAGAUAUAUGAGUUUGUGAUUUAGUCACUGCCUCUCGAUGUAUGUUAGAUUAUGAAAAACAGUAAUUAUUAAAUGUUUAGUAACCAACAAAAAAUAAUUAUCUUUGCUAGUUGCUGUAUUAAAAAAUGAUUGUAGCAUUUAAAAAGAAAAAAAAAGAAAGGAUUAUAUAACGAUUUUUGUUAUUUGGAA